GGUCAUUUUUUCAGUACGGCAACCCAGUUAAAUAUGAACGGUCGUGUCAGACGGAUGUAACUGGGCGAGCUUUUUCGCGUAAACUAAUUGAUUUCUUCUAAUUAAAUUACUGUGAAUCGUUGUGUUAGUAAUGCAAGUGUGAUGUGAGCCAUGAUAAAUUAUAUUGUGCAAAAAUUAACUAUAGUGACUUCAAAAUAGGGGGUGUAACAGUGGAACAAAAAUGGCUUCGGGCGACACGGAUCAUAUAGAAGUGAUGGAAUCCGGGAUAAAAAAGUCGGAAAUUGUAGCCCAGCCGUCGGGGUCGGAAGAUGAUGAUCGAGACAGGGUGUCGUUGGCUGAAAAAAUGGUGCCCUACGACCCGGCCGUGGGCCCCUUGGGUGCUAUCAGCAAAGUGCACAAAUCGGACCGGAAAAUCGGGCACCGGCGCGUCGGAGAGGGCGGGGAGAUCACCUACAAGAAAAUCCAGUCCUCACAGAUCAUGGGCUCCAUACAACUUGGAAUACAACACGCAAUCGGCGGUCUCGCAUCGAAACCAGAACGCGACUUGCUCAUGCAAGACUUCAUGACAGUGGAGACCACCAACUUUCCCCACGAGGGUUCCAAUCACACGCCGGCGCACCACUACUCAGAGUUCAAGUUCAAGACCUACGCGCCCAUAGCGUUUAGGUACUUCAGGGACCUGUUUGGCAUACAGCCUGAUGAUUUUCUGAUGUCAAUGUGCAGCGCCGCCCUACGCGAGCUCAGCAACCCAGGCGCGUCCGGCUCCAUCUUCUAUCUGACGAACGACGACGAAUUCAUCAUCAAGACAGUGCAGCACAAAGAGGGCGAGUUCUUACAGAAGCUGCUGCCGGGAUACUACUUGAACCUCGAUCAGAACCCCCGCACGUUACUACCAAAGUUUUUCGGUCUCUACUGCUACCAGUGCAACAGCAAAAACGUGCGGCUGGUCGCCAUGAACAACAUACUGCCUUCCUCUGUCAAACUGCACCAGAAAUACGAUCUUAAAGGUUCUACCUACAAGAGGAAAGCCAGUAAAUCGGAACGACAGAAAGGCUCCCGCGCCACUUACAAGGAUCUGGACUUCAUGGAACACCACACCGAGGGCAUUUUCCUAGAGGCAGAGACAUAUAACGCGCUUAUAAAGACUAUGCAGAGGGAUUGCAGAGUGCUGGAGAGUUUUAAGAUCAUGGACUAUUCUCUCCUAGUCGGCAUCCACAACCUGGACGAGGCGCAACGAGAGAAAACCGAGGCCCGGACCCGGACGGAAUCCGGACAGAGCGACGGAGAGGAGGACGGGAACAAGAAGACCGGACUGAAUCGGACGAGAUGUGAGAACGAGGACUUCAAGGCACAAGUGAAAAGGACACAAUCGAUAAACAGACAGCGGCUCGUGGCGCACUCUACAGCCAUGGAGAGCAUACAGGCGGAGAGCGAACCGAUCGACGAAGAGGAUGAUGUGCCCCCGGGCGGCAUUCCAGCGCGGAACGCGCGCGGCGAGCGACUACUACUCUUCCUGGGCAUCAUCGAUAUUCUGCAGUCGUACCGGCUUCGUAAGAAACUGGAACACACGUGGAAAAGCAUGAUACACGACGGGGACACCGUGUCAGUCCACAGACCCAACUUCUACGCUCAAAGGUUUUUGGAUUUCAUGGCUAAGACAGUUUUCAAGAAAAUACCUUCGUUGGACCUGCCCGAGAUCAAAGGGAACCACCGCAAGUUCAGGACUCUGGUCACGAGCUACAUAGCCCUGAAACACUCGCCUUCGAAGAGGAAAAGCAUCAGUAAGCCGGUGAGGCCGCAGGAAGAAAUCGACACGCCAGGAGCGGCCAGCUCAAGCGGCGUGGCCAGCACGAAAGCAGUCUCACUGUCUGACGUCACAGCGCAUUUUACGCCAACGUCAGUGACGUCACCGGUGUCAACUGCAGCCAAAACAGUCCAGCAGACCGUUAAAACGACAUCGGUCUCUGAGCCCGACGUAGCUUUCCCAGCUGUAUUAAAAGGCUCUACAAAACAAAGAGUUCCCCCGCCCGUUCCGCCCCGAGGCUCUCCUAAAGCCAAACGCGGCGGCGGCAACACCCAAUCCAGUAUUGACGCAAAAGGUGACUAUCAUUUAAACAUUUCCGUCGACGACAUACCGCCACAGACACCGAUCACCAGUAGUGAUGAUGAUUUUGUGUUCUACGGGCAUGAUUUUAAGUUCAAACAGCCUGUUGCAUGUCAUGUACCGCCGUCUAUAUCUGACCAUUCCGUUAGAGUGACCAAGUUAGUUUCCUCUAACUCUUUCUUAGAUUUUGCCGAAGAAGGAGAGAGUAUUACUCAACGAUCUCAUCCAGGAAAAGAUCUUAUAGCUCAAACCACCAUGAUGGCUAAGUUUAAUAUCGAUAAAACUGUAAGAGAGCAUCUAGAUUCUGGAGAAUACGAUGAUACGUCGUUCACAGAGUCGAGCAGUGAAGAUCAGAUUGUGGUCCACGAACUUUUUGAUGAAGUUGAUGAAACUGAUAAUGACAAACCACCAGAGCGACAAGUCAGGCAAUCUAAAAGUCCUUCGCAGUUUAUUAAAGGUGUUGUUACUAAAGUAGGAGACAAAUUUACGAAAAAACCUCAACCACCAAGAAAUACGGACAAUGUUGAAAGAGCUAGUGUCCAUAACGUAAAGUCUUCAGAUUUAAUCGUUGCAGCUAAGACUUUGAAAAAGACGCCGCGUUCAGAUAAAGAUUUAAAUAAACAAAGUAUUCAAGAGGAAGUAGAACCAAGAGCAGACAAGAAUGGAGCUAAAGCUGGAAUUAUGUCUGGAUUAACGAAGAGGUUAAACUUCAACCAAUCGAAUAGAGAUAAGAAUCGACAAGAAAUAAAGAAACCUAAACCUAAGAUUGAAAUAAAGACAUAUUCGGAAGAACACUCCAGAGGCAUGACAAAAGACGAAGUAGUAUGUCACAAGAAAGCUAAAACUAAAAUAGAUAUGUUUCAAAAACACAUUCUUAAGGUUCAAACUGAUUCUGACGACAGCUCAAGGAGAAGUUCCUUUUCGUCUUCCCAAGACAGUAAGCGUUCUGGUAACGUUUUAGACAUUAUCAAAACUGAUCUGAAAGUAAAAGAGACGAAAAGAAUAUUCGAGCCAAUUGAAUAUAGCCAUGGCAGCUCGAGUUCUAUCGAUAGAAAGGUUUACUCUUUAAACACCACGGCAAUUGGCCCCGUUGUUUCGAAAUCUUACACUGGCAAUGUUCAUGAUAAAAUAAAGAAGUUUUCACAAGAGACAUCUUCAGAAAAACCUCCCGACAGAGUGCCAAGAAAGAAGAAGGGAAGCUUCAAAAAGAGAUCUGAUAAGAGAAAGAUAUAUCGAAUGAAGAAGGAUAUAGAAGAAGUGCUGUAAUGAAAU
This is a messenger RNA of Cydia amplana, 3376 nucleotides long. RefSeq names its product phosphatidylinositol 4-phosphate 5-kinase type-1 alpha (gene PIP5K59B). Gene Ontology annotation, biological process: phosphatidylinositol phosphate biosynthetic process. Bases 221 to 3370 code for a protein of 1049 amino acids. Gene Ontology annotation, cellular component: plasma membrane. Gene Ontology annotation, molecular function: 1-phosphatidylinositol-4-phosphate 5-kinase activity. Lineage: Eukaryota; Metazoa; Arthropoda; Insecta; Lepidoptera; Tortricidae. The record is from RefSeq and is a predicted model, not a curated record. The transcript is spliced from 16 exons.